AUGAAACAGAGCGGCGCUCAGGUGAUCAGCGUGGGUGUGGGCAAGAUGGACGUGAGCGAGCUACAACUCCUGGCAUCUGACAACAGCCUUGUGUUCCGAGCCAAAAACUUUGACAGUCUGGUCGGAAUGAUGGGCGACAUAUCAACCAAAGCUUGCGAAGUUGGAGGGCCUCAUGUUGGGGGAGGUGGAGGAGGAGGAAGUGGUGGAUGGGGAGGCAGUGGGGGAGGUGGUGGUGGAUGGGGAGGCAGUGGGGGAGGAAAUGGAGGAUGGGGAGGUAGUGGAGGAGGAAAUGGAGGAUGGGGAGGUAGUAUAGGAGUUGGUGGUGGUGGAGGAAAUGGUGGCUGGGGAGGCAAUAUUGGAGGUGGUGGUGGAUGGGGAGCUAUUGGAGGAGGAGGAGGAGGAGGAGGAGGAUGGGGAGGCAAUGUGGGAGGUGGUGGUGGAUGGGGAGGCAGUGGAGGAGGUGGUGGUGGAUGGGGAGCUAUUGGGGGAGGAGGAGCUGGAGGAUGGGGAGGUGUUGGUGGAGGAGCUGGAUGGGGAGGUGCUGGAGGAGGUGGGGGUGUAUGGACAGGGACUGGGGGAGGAGGAGGAGGAUGGGGAGGAACUCACACAGGAGGAGGCUCUACUACCAUCGUCAUUCAGAACAGACCUGUUCACAUCAAACUGGAUGUGGUCUUCUUGAUCGACGGUUCAGCCUCGACGGGCUCCAACAACUUCAUGCGAGAGUUGAACUUUGUGGACACGUUUAUCAGUAGUUUCUACUUCGGCCAGGCUGACAUUCUAGUCAGUGCGGUACAAUACUCCGACAGAAUUGUAAACUUGGUCAACUUUUAUGACAGUAGUGAUCGGGUACACCAGGUCCUGCACACCGCACAAUGCAGCAACGGCUACGGUCAAAGAGUGGACCUGGCUCUGCAGUACGCCUUGACCACCCUGUCCUCCUCUCAUUACGGUGCUCGCCCAGGAGUGCAAAAGCUCGUGAUUUUACUCACAUCAGGACGACCUGGAGGACUGAGUCAGGCGGCCCAGUACGCCAACAACCUGAUCUCUAACGGAGUGAACAUCAUGACCAUUGGCAUUGGUCAAGGCCUGCCCUGGCAACAGCUACAGACUCUGUCCCCCAACCAUAACCUGGUGUUCCAAGUCGGCAGCUACACUCAACUGACCACCAUUAUCAUACGUGUGAUCACAGUAACCAUCCAGGUCUGUGGAGGAUCAAGACCCCCGCCCGGGCCUAUUAUUGACCCAAUUCCAAUCCCAGCUCCUGGACCAGUUCAGUGCAAGAAAAAAAUGGAUCUCCUAUUUAUAAUUGACUCGUCCGGUAGUUUGGGCGCCGACAACUUCAAGAAGGAGCUGCAUUUUGUCGAAGAACUUGUAGGUAGCUUUGAUGUAAGCAGUAGUGAGGUCAGAGUGGCUGCACUGACCUUUUCAAACGACGCCAAUGUCCGGUUCUGCUUUGACAAAUAUAACACUGCUGACCAAGUCAUCCAGGACAUCCAAAACACUCCGUACAUCAGAGGUGUUACCAUGACCCACACUGCCCUGAAAUUAGCCAAGAAUAAGAUGUUCACUUCUGGAUGCGGGGCCAGGCAAGGGGUAGCCAAACUCGCUGUCGUGAUCACGGAUGGAAAGUCGAACUAUCCUAGAGAAACCUCCUCUGAAGCUGCUAAUCUGCACGACACUGGCGUGAAGGUGGUCAGUGUCGGGGUAGGGGCCGGCAUCGACGAGGGAGAGCUGAAGGCCAUCGCGUCCAAGAGUGACUUGGCUUUCUCAGCACCAGACUUCACUGCCCUGGAGAACAUCGAGCAGCAAAUAUCUGCCUCGGCGUGUGGAGCAGUCGAUGGUUAAGAUCGGGACAGCUCAUACUGCAACCAGUGGGGGUGCCAUUCGUAAAAUCCCUGUCCUUCAACAACCUGUGGUUCCAUUUAUAAAAGACCUAUUGUACAUAUAGAAUAAACGGUGGUACCAUUAGUAAAAUACACAUCGUUCAGCAACCAAUGCUACCGAUAGUAAAAGUCAUAUCGUUCAGCAACCAGUUGUGCCCUUUAGUAAAAGACCUAUCUUCCAAGAAAUUGUGCAACCAUUAGUAAAAGACCUAUCGUACGUGUACAACAACCAGCGGUACCAAAAGUAAACGAUUCAUCGUUCAGCAACCAGUGAUACCUUUAGUAAAAGACUCAUGCAACAACAAACAGUGGUACCCUCAGUAAAAGACCUGUCGUUCAGCAAACAGUCGUACCAUUAUUAAAACACCUAUCGUUCAGCACCCAGUGCUACCUCUAGUAAAAGUCUUAUCUUACAAUAAGCAGCUGUACUAUUAGAAAAAAAAAACUUACGGUAUCAUAAAACAAAUUAUGGUGCAGCCAUAGUAGUAGGAGUAGAAAACGGCCUAUCGGCAUGGUGCGAGUCUUGUGUCAUUGCAUACAGAUUCCCAUGUAUUUUCGAAUGGUACAAAUAAAUUAUUAGUUCAGC
Aplysia californica (California sea hare) is the source of this 2469-nucleotide messenger RNA. RefSeq names its product collagen alpha-1(XII) chain. NCBI's taxonomy places the organism in Eukaryota, Metazoa, Mollusca, Gastropoda, Aplysiida, Aplysiidae. The transcript is spliced from 9 exons. The coding region runs from base 1 to 1845 and encodes 614 amino acids. The record is from RefSeq and is a predicted model, not a curated record.